AUGGUCAACUAUAGGGUCCUUGAAAAGAAGAAAGUUGAACAAAAGGAAGAAGGUGAGGGAACGGAACAGGAUAGGGAAACUCAAUUGGACGCAGGAAUUGAAACAAGCAAACAAGCGAUCAAUGACAAGAGGGAGGACCGAAAAUCUCCAAAAUUGGAGAAUGAUCAGAAUCAGCAAAAAGAGAAUGAUAAUUCCAGGGCCAUGAAGGAUAGCAGGAAGAAGAACAAGAAAAAGAACACCAAAAGGAUGCCAAAAAAGAAAAGUAAGGUGCUAUUCAAACCUGCUCAGAGCAGCAACAAAAGGAAAGAAAUGGCUGUCUCUAUAGCAAAGCAGAAUGAAUUCUCGAAGCAGGCCAUAAAAGAGAGCUUACUAAGCCUUGUUAAUGAUGAUACGGAAAAGGGUCAAAACUGCCCCUAG
Nicotiana attenuata is the source of this 417-nucleotide messenger RNA. Its product is annotated as cylicin-1-like. The transcript has a single exon. The record is from RefSeq and is a predicted model, not a curated record. The coding region runs from base 1 to 417 and encodes 138 amino acids. Lineage: Eukaryota; Viridiplantae; Streptophyta; Magnoliopsida; Solanales; Solanaceae.